GCAGCCGGUAGGGUUGCUACCUCACAGCUCCAUGGUCCUGGGUUCAAGCCGACCUCGUAUUAGUGUCUGCUUGGAGUUUCUGUGCAUGUUCUUCCCAUGUGAGUGUGGGUUUCUUCUGGAUUCUCCAGUUUGCUCCCCACUUACCAAAAACAUGCCAGUAGGUGGAUUGGCUAAGAUAAAUUGCCCUUAGGUGUGAAUGUGUUUGUAUUCAUGGUGCCCUUUGAUGAACAGGCGGCACAUCCAGAGUGUAAACCAUUCUCAUGCCCAGUGUGCCUGGGAUAGGCUCCGGAUCCACCUCGACCCUGUGAACAUUAUUUAUGUAGCACAUUCAUAUUGCAAAAUUCACUGUGAAAUGAAAACAGAGAUAAAGAAACAAAAGGAAAUCAAAAGUAAUGAAAUAAAUAAACGUAAAAGAAAAAGGACAAAAUGAUAUAAAAUGGGUAUAAGACAAACGCUUAAGUGGAGGUUUUUGUGCCAUUUUUAAAUAAACUGGUUGCAACAGACAGCUCCAGGAUGCAUUGGCUGUUGAAACUCUCAAUCUAUUAUUGAAUAUUCUAUUAAAAUAAUGUUUUGUUCAUUACCCAAAUCACAUCAUUGGUGAGAUAAUCUUGAAAAGGGAAUUACGAAGAGAUGUGCUUGUGUGCUGACGCAGAGAGAGGAGUAAAAAUAGUUUCACUUUUGUUCUUUACAGCAUAAGAAACGUAACUUUUUUUCAGACUUUAAGGGUGUCUCAUUGAUCCUUGAUCUGUGAAAUUCGAAAAGGAUUGUUGUUUUCCUGGAUGAGAAUUAUUUACAAAGCAUAAUUAAGUGUACUGACGAAUCAGUUGUACGCUAUAAGAAUAUAGACUAUAUAGCUUGAAAACUUUUAUUUUGAAGACGGUAUCUAACCCGGAAGACUUCUUGCAAAAUGCGCGACAGCCAUAACACGUGACUUUCGUCAUACUGACGUCAAAGCCUAUAUGGUAGAGUCUUGCUUUGACGUAGUGUUUACGUGUUGCUGUGGGGUUUCUGGCGACUUUCGUAACAGUUUGGAUAUUUGAUCUGAACUCCUGGGCGAAUGUGAUUUUGUUUGGCUGUUCUGUCCAUUGGCAUGGCGGGUCAUUAAUUUAUUGGCGAAUGAAAAGCAUAUUCCGAAAGGAGUUCUAAUAUCACUGUGGGAAAGUCCAGUAGAUUCAUAUGCCUCCACGUUUUCUGUGCAUAUUGUUUUGAUUGGCUGUUAUUGUUGUGCAAGUCAAUAUCUACUCUUGCACCAAAAGCUGCAGAGAGCAGAGAGUCACACUUCAACAACAUGUGACGUUAAAGAUCAUUAUCAGAACUGUGGUAAGACCUGUGUGUGUGUGUGUGUGUGUGUGUGUGUCAGCAUGGAUGAACGGAAAUGUUCCCGGAAGUCGUAAAAUGUUUCUAGAAACCGAAAAGCGUAGAAACAGACGGAACAGGAGAUAACGAAGUUUGAUCCAUAGAUCUUGAAGGUCUUCAGCUCACUAGCAUAGAACCAUAACUGCUGAGAUAACACACUCCAGAUGCAGUGCCUAGAACAUCCUGUGGAGAAGCUGCGCUCAGUUCUCCUCUCCACUCGUAAGGACCUGGUAGAGGCCUAUGAGCAGUACAGCAGAGAGGAAAAGUGGUUUCUUGAGGAGGGUCUCCUCCGUGGCAGUUCACUUUUCACUGCCAUCACUGUUCACUCUGAUUCUGACUGGAUUCCUGCCCACCCUGAAGCUCCUCAGGACUUCCAGAGCUUCUACAGCAACCCAUACCGCAGCACACCCGACACAGGCCACAAGACCAUUUACAUUCAAACUAUUGGAUCCUUUGGGGAUGGAGCUGGGAUCACUGAGCAGUAUGUGGAGUGGCUGAGGGAAUACUGUGAGGUGUUUUACUAUGGACUGGUGGUCAAGCUCUUACCAGCAGUGACCGUUGCAGCCACCAGCUGCACAUUUCGUGUCAACAGCAACACAAAUAACCUGCAGCUUCAUGCUGGAGAUCUGUUGGCGUUUUUGAAAAAGAGGAAGCCAAAAGAUGCAUUUUGCAUUGUUGGGAUCACCAUGAUUGAUUUGUACCCAAAAGACUCCUGGAAUUUUGUCUUUGGUCAAGCAUCUCUCACUGAAGGAAUGGGGGUUUUCAGCUUUGCUAGGUAUGAUGAUGAUUUCUACAAAAGGAAUUAUGCCGGGCGGCUGAAGAAGGCGAUAAAACUGAAGCCAGGGGAUUACAGUAUAUUCCAGGGCUACUACACACCUCUCAUUAGCAGCACUCUGCUCCUCCGCUCGUGUAAGACCCUGACUCAUGAGAUUGGGCACAUAUUUGGUGUCAAGCACUGCCAAUGGCUCCAGUGUGUUAUGCAAGGCUCCAACCAUUUAGAGGAAUCAGAUCGUCGUCCACUAGACCUGUGCCCCAUCUGCCUCAGGAAACUGCAGUGUGCCAUUGGUUUUAAGAUUGCAGACAGGUACAAGGCUUUGCUACAAUGGAUAGAGAAUGGAACUGGAAGCUCUGACCAUCAGUCAGGCAAACCCACACAGGCUUUCCAAGACUUCAGACAGUGGUUAUGUAAGUGUUUGAGCAUGUUGGGAGAUAAAACAUUUUAACUCUCUUACAUGUUAGUAAGAACAAUAAACAGAAAUGAUAUUUAAUGUAUGGUAGAUAUGUUGUGUUUAGAUCAGACAAGAUUGCACUAUUUUUCUGUGUAAAAACUUUAAUGUAAAUAACAGAUGUUGAAUUCAAAUUUUACUACAAAAAUAUGACUUUUAAAUGUAUAACACUUAGCUUAGAUUUGCCUGAAAUAUAUAACGUUAAAUUAAAAAUGUAAAAAGUUUCAUUGUGUGAAAAACAUAGUGCUAUUCCAGACACAUAAAAUCAUACUUUGUGAAUGUACUCUAUAAGCACUUCCUUUCCAAACAUACAAAAUGUCUAGUAACGAUAGUUAUAUAAUAGUUGUAUAAGUUAUAGUAUUUCUAGUACAGUUGGAAUGAUGAGAUUUUUUUUCUUUGAAUUAAACUGCAGCUGUAGUUUUCACAUUACUGGCACAGUCAUUGUAAAAGCAUUGCAUUAGAUUCAAAUAAAAUGAUACUCACAUUCUCAUCA
Molecule: messenger RNA, 3075 nt
Organism: Pangasianodon hypophthalmus (striped catfish)
Lineage: Eukaryota; Metazoa; Chordata; Actinopteri; Siluriformes; Pangasiidae
Gene: amz2
Product: archaemetzincin-2
Exons: 7
Coding region: 1521-2579 (352 amino acids)
Biological process (GO): proteolysis
Molecular function (GO): metallopeptidase activity
Source: RefSeq, a predicted model, not a curated record